Molecule: messenger RNA, 1415 nt
Organism: Gadus chalcogrammus (walleye pollock)
Lineage: Eukaryota; Metazoa; Chordata; Actinopteri; Gadiformes; Gadidae
Product: CAP-Gly domain-containing linker protein 1-like
Exons: 6
Coding region: 579-1415 (278 amino acids)
Biological process (GO): positive regulation of microtubule polymerization; cytoplasmic microtubule organization
Cellular component (GO): cytoplasm; nucleus; microtubule plus-end
Molecular function (GO): microtubule plus-end binding
Source: RefSeq, a predicted model, not a curated record
UGUGUCGGGUUAGAGAUUGUUUUAAGUUUAGGCCUAUGUGUUAUGAUAUAAAUGGUUAAGUUUACUGUAGUAGGGGAAAGAGAUGUUUAAGUUGAGAUGUUUGUUGUUGAGUUAUUAAGUUAGAUACGGUUACGUUUAGGUGCUAGGACAGAGAUGUUAAAGUUUAGGUAUUACAUUAGAGAUGGUUACGUUUUGUUAAAAGGUUAGUGAUGGUUCAUUUAGGUAUUAGGUCCGAGAUGGUUACGUUUAAGCUUUUGGUCAGGGAAAUGUUGAGACCUAUACAUGCGGUCCUAUGAAUGCGGUCCUGACACUGCGGUCCUGAGACUGCAGCCUGCUCUAUUGUAGCAACUACUCAGACAGAGCCUGGGAUGGGAGCGGAUCAGUCUUCAUAAACCUAACGGUGCUGUCGGUGGAGACGCUGCGCGAAAACGCUACGUCGCUUUAACUCAGAAAACAUUUCCUUUAUAGACCAAGCCUCAAUGUGUGGGCCUAGUGGGCCUUGGGCAGCCCAGUAGACCAAGAAGACCCUGCUACUCCCCCCACUACCCACAGGCCUGGAGGCAGAGACAGAGACAGCCAUGAGUACAGGCAAGCCCAGUGGACUGAAACCCCCUACCAAGAUAGGACGCCCUGCUGGAGUGCCAGUGAGGACGUCCCCCUCUUCGGGCGCUGCGAAGGCCUUCCCCCCUACCCCUGCUCCGGAGAGACCCCCGGCCCCCGGCGGGGCCACCUCCCCGGGCCACGAUGGAGCCCCCGGGCCGGACUUCCAGCUGGGGGAGAAGGUCUGGGUGAACGGCAACAAGGCCGGCUGCGUGCGGUUCAUCGGAGGCACCCAGUUCGCCCCGGGCCAGUGGGCCGGGAUCGUGCUGGAGGAGAGCAUCGGGAAGAACGACGGCUCGGUGGCCGGGGUCCGCUACUUCACGUGCGAGGACGGCCAGGGGAUCUUCACGCGGCCGUCCAAGCUGUCCCACACCCCGCUGCCGCAGAAGGAGAAAGAGGAGGCGGUGGUGAACGGAGGGAAGGUUGAUGCCAGCCCGGCCCAAGGUGCCAGCCCAGCACAGGGUGAAUCCAAGGGGGAGGCAGAGGCCACGCCCACCAGCCCCGCGACUGCUGCCCCCUCGACUGCUGCCCCCGCGACUGCUGCCCCCGCUGCCCAGGGCUCGGGCAUCAGGACGAUGGGAAGUUUAGAUAUAGCACUCCCGACCAGCGGGUCCAUGACCAACCUCUCCGAGACGGACUCAGUCAAGAAGGGCCAGAGGGAGCUGAGGCUCGGAGACCGAGUCCUGGUGGGGGGCACCAAGGCGGGGGUGGUGCGGUUCCUGGGUGAGACGGACUUCGCCAAGGGGGACUGGUGCGGUGUGGAGCUGGACGAACCACUGGGGAAGAACGACGGGGCGGUGGCCGGAGCCAGGUAG